Messenger RNA from Durotheca rogersii, 1657 nucleotides. Its product is annotated as Translin. Gene Ontology annotation, cellular component: cytoplasm; nucleus. Gene Ontology annotation, biological process: RNA metabolic process. Gene Ontology annotation, molecular function: RNA binding; single-stranded DNA binding; sequence-specific DNA binding. The record is from RefSeq and is a predicted model, not a curated record. The transcript has 4 exons. NCBI's taxonomy places the organism in Eukaryota, Fungi, Ascomycota, Sordariomycetes, Xylariales, Xylariaceae. The coding region runs from base 627 to 1364 and encodes 245 amino acids.
GCCUUUUGGCUUAGAUCAAGUGUAGUAUCUGUUCUUUUCAGUUUAAUCUCUGAAAGAGUUCUACUUGAACUCAAUCGUGAUUAUUCUAAUUUUUGCCCCGAGGGGGCGCGUCUUCUGGGCUUGCCCAUGAUCGCUCCCACCGUGUCCCUGGUAUUACACUGCCUCCAGGCGACGCGAACCCCCCUGUUGGGAUUUUUCAUUGCGGUCUCCAGCUUGACUAGGGACGUAAAGAAGAAUCGGUGUCGGGAAGGACGUGGCUUUGGUAGUGUCUGGGAAUCGGUGGCCGGCAGUACGCGCAACGGCCUGGGAGUAGCUUGGGAGUAAGGGGAGAGGGAGAGGAGGCGUAACAAUUAUAUCCGUCGCCGUCUUCGCCCAAAAUACGUGUCGUUCGUGAUAAGUCAUGGCAUUGAGGAGAGACAUUUCAGCCCAACCUGUUCUGAGCUACUAUUCGUUGUGCAAACCCAGCCUAGAGAGCAUUCCAAGAGGUGGGAAAGAACUAGGUGGUGAUCUUAGAAUUACGCGUUGCGCUCGCAUUUCCUCCGCCCGUGACGGACGGCAAUCCAAUCUGAAAUUUUCAAUCCAUCAACGCCUCGCAAUUUACCCACCCACCCAUCUACGUACUCGAGAUGGCGAGCGAUGGCCCCUCCAACGCGAUAGACCCUUCUAUCUUCGAGUACCUCAAGGCGCAUGGCGAGGAGGAGCUCCAGGUGGGCGACCGGCUGCACCAGCUCACCUCCGCCCUCAACCGACAGGUCUCGGUCUGCCAAGGCCUGCUCAGCCGCAUCCACUCGACGCCCAGCUCCAAGCUGCCGCCGCUUCUGAAGCAGGUCGAGGACGAUGGCAUCAAGCCCGAGAUCGACACCGUGGGCGAACUGGCCCAGUUCGCCUCCCAGUACCCUUACUACAAGUAUAACGGCAGAUGGUCUCGUACCGUCCAGAGCGUCGUCGGCACCAUCUUGCUGACCGCCUGGCUGGGUGGCUUGGGUACCGACUCCAACCCGGGCGAGAUCGGCCGCCUGCUCACUAUCGAGGAGGUCGGGGAGAUCUUACGAGUGCCUACCAACCUCAAGGACGGAGACGCCUUCCACAUCACCAUCGAGGAAUACAUCCUAGCCCUGACCGACAUCACGGAGGAGCUGAGCCGCCUGGCGAUGAACUCGGUGACGUUGGGCGACGUGGACCUGACGGUCCGGAUUAGCGGCUUCAUCAAGGACCUGUUUGCUGGCUUCCAGCUGCUCAACCUCAAGAACGACAUCGUCCGGAAGCGCGUCGAUGCCGUCAAGUACCACGUCAAGAAGGUCGAGGACGUUAUCUACGACCUAUCGCUACGGAACCUGAUCUCCAAGCCCGAGCCGAGCUCGUGAUCUACCUGUAGUCGUGGCGGGCCUCCUCAUUCUCAGCCGGUUGGCAUAGCUAGGUGAGGAGAUGGUGGGGCAUUGAGCAUUGCGUUUGCAUUAUGGCGCCCACAUAAUCUGUGUUUGUAGCGAUGGCAUAUCCUCCGACUCACAAUUCCGAAUAGCCAAAAAUUGCGUUUUCGAUAGCAUUAUUCUCUACCUACCUGCCUAGCUAUUAGCUACAGACCUACCUACCCUAGACAAUGAAUGACCUAGUAUGGUACCUAUCGCAAUGUGAGGUUUGUGCCUUGACCGCAAGUGGC